AUGGCUGAAACUAGAACAAAAGGGGCCUCCCUGUUUUCUCCUUACAACAUGGCCAAGUUCACCCUCUCUCACAGGGUGGUGCUAGCGCCCAUGACACGAUGCAGGGCGUUGAAUGGGAUACCAGGGGAUGCGCUCGUGGAGUACUACACGCAGAGGUCAACUCCCGGUGGAUUUCUCAUCACCGAAGGCACUCUCAUCUCUCCAACCGCUCCUGGGUUUCCUCAUGUGCCUGGAAUUUACUCUGAUGCACAAGUGGAGGCAUGGAAGAAGGUGGUGAAUGCGGUUCAUGCCAAAGGGAGCAUCAUAUUCUGUCAACUAUGGCACGUUGGCCGUGCAUCUCAUCAAGUUUAUCAACCUGGCGGGGCAGCCCCAAUUUCAUCGACAAACAAGGCUGUCUCAAACAGGUGGAGAAUUCUCAUGCCAGAUGGGACCUAUGGCAUAUACCCAGCACCUCGAGCCUUGGAAACCUCUGAAAUACUAGAGGUGGUGGAGCAUUAUAGCCAAGCAGCCUUGAAUGCCAUUCGAGCAGGCUUUGAUGGAGUUGAGAUCCAUGGAGCUCAUGGUUACCUUAUUGAUCAAUUCUUAAAGGAUGGGAUCAAUGAAAGAAUAGAUGACUAUGGUGGAUCAAUGGAAAACCGGUGCAGAUUCUUACUGCAGGUGAUUCAGGCGGUAGUUUCCGCUGUCGGUGCAGAACGAGUAGCUUUCCGAAUGUCACCAGCAAUCGAUCACCUUGAUGCCUCAGAUUCCGAUCCACUAAAUUUAGGCCUUUCAGUGAUCGAGAGAAUCAACAAAUUCCAGCUACAGGUGGGCUCAAAACUCACCUAUGUCCAUGUCACUCAACCGCGCUACACAGCUUAUGGCCAAACAGAGUCAGGCAGACCUGGCACCGAAGAUGAGGAGGCCCAAAUGAUUAGGACUUGGAGAAGGGCAUAUCAUGGUACUUUCAUGUGCAGUGGUGGGUUCACUAGGGAGCUGGGAAUACAAGCAGUUGCUGAAGGUGAAGCAGAUUUGGUAUCCUACGGUAGACUUUUUAUCUCAAACCCAGACUUAGUCUUGAGAUUGAAGCUUGAUGCACCCCUGAAUAAGUACAACAGGAAGACUUUCUACACCCAGGAUCCUGUUGUUGGGUACACAGAUUACCCUUUCUUGAGCCAAGCAAAUGGUGGACAGGCACCACUGUCACGCCUUUGA
Messenger RNA from Dovyalis caffra, 1191 nucleotides. Lineage: Eukaryota; Viridiplantae; Streptophyta; Magnoliopsida; Malpighiales; Salicaceae. The record is from the annotation of a GenBank genome assembly.